This is a messenger RNA of Malurus melanocephalus (red-backed fairy wren), 11336 nucleotides long. RefSeq names its product DDB1 and CUL4 associated factor 12 (gene DCAF12). NCBI's taxonomy places the organism in Eukaryota, Metazoa, Chordata, Aves, Passeriformes, Maluridae. Gene Ontology annotation, molecular function: protein binding. The coding region runs from base 158 to 1528 and encodes 456 amino acids. The record is from RefSeq and is a predicted model, not a curated record. The transcript has 9 exons. Gene Ontology annotation, cellular component: Cul4-RING E3 ubiquitin ligase complex.
AAAAAAACKAAAGCCCGUGGUGCUGUAAAAUGCCGUGAGGCGCGGCCGGCGGGGCCUGAGGGACAGAGCUCGGGCCCGGUCCCGCUCCAUAUGCCCCGAACCGCCCCGUCCCGCUCCAUGUGGGGCCGCUCCUCAUCCCCAGCCUCAUCUUUCUACUAUGGCCCGGAAAACAGUUAGCAGGAAGCGGAAAGCGGCGGCGGCUGCCGCCGCGGGGACCGGGGGACUCCAGGGGGAGCAGUAUGAGUGGGAUCACUCGGUUCACAAAAGGAAAAGGCUCCCGCCGGUGAAAAGGUCUUUGGUGUACUACGUCAAAGGGAGAGAGGUCCGGAUGCAAAAUGAGUCCAGCUACCAUCGCUUGUUGCACGGAUACGCAGCCCAGCAACUCCCCAGCCUCCUGACAGAAAGGGAAUUUCACCUCGGAACACUCAAUAAAGUGUUUGCCUCCCAGUGGCUGAACCACCGACAAGUGGUGUGUGGGACAAAAUGCAAUACGUUAUUUGUAGUAGAUGUCCAGACUGGUCAAAUUACCAAGAUUCCUAUUCUGAAGGAUCGUGAACCCGGCAUGGUGAACCAGCAGGGAUGUGGCAUUCAUGCCAUUGAGAUCAACCCUUCAAGGACCCUCCUGGCCACAGGUGGAGACAACCCCAACAGUCUUGCAAUUUAUCGUCUGCCUACACUUGAUCCUGUCUGUGUGGGAGAUGAUGGACACAAAGAUUGGAUAUUUUCAAUUGCGUGGAUCAGUGAUACUAUGGCUGUUUCUGGUUCCCGGGAUGGUUCGAUGGGUCUCUGGGAAGUCACAGAGGAUGUGUUGUCCAAAAGUGAUGCCAGGCAUAAUCUGUCUCAAGUUCCUGUCUAUGCCCACAUAACACAYAGUGCUCUGAAGGAUAUUCCCAAGGAGAACACCAAUCCUGACAACUGCAAAGUCCGAGCAUUGGCUUUCAACAAUAAGAACAAGGAGCUGGGGGCCGUGUCCCUGGAUGGGUAUUUUCAUCUUUGGAAAGCAGAGCACACACUAUCAAAGUUACUUUCCACAAAGUUGCCAUACUGCAGGGAGAACGUGUGUUUGGCUUAUGGUCAGGAGUGGUCAGUGUAUGCAGUAGGAUCACAGGCACAUGUCUCCUUUCUGGAUCCGAGGCAGCCUUCUCACAAUGUUAAAUCCGUCUGUUCCAAAGAACGAGGCAGUGGUAUCCGCUCAGUGAGCUUCUACGAGCACAUCAUYACUGUGGGGACAGGGCAAGGGUCCUUGCUGUUUUAUGAUAUCAGAGCCCAGAGGUUUCUGGAAGAAAAGCCCCCCCAUGCCUGCUAUGGGCAGAAGCAGAAAUUAGGAGGAAGUGAAAUUUUGAAGUUGACAACCGGCAAAGGCUGGCUGAGCCAUGAUGAAACCUGGAGGAAUUAUUUUUCUGACAUAAAUUACUUCCCAAAUGCUGUUUACACCCACUGCUACGACUCGUCUGGAACGAAACUCUUUGUGGCAGGAGGCCCUCUUCCAUCAGGACUUCAUGGGAAUUAUGCUGGUCUAUGGAGCUAAUGAUAACUCUUUAUUGUGAUGCAAAUCUUUACAGAGAUUUCCACUUUUCUUUUCCUUUUUUUAACAACAAAAUUGUGUGAUGCCAUUGAUUUCCUGAUUUAAACACAAGUUAUUUUUUGGCAGAGUUUUCUGUCAAACUGUCUCCAACAGUUUUGUACAUCUUUUUGAACCAGGUUUUUGCUUUAACCUCCUUGAUCCUUUAUAUGGAGGCGUUUUGAAGUCCUUUUUUAUUGUAUUUACUCCAAAUGACUCUUCCCCCCAUUUAGGCUGUCUUGGCCAUGUGCCCCCUCCUCUACUUUGCUGUGAGGUAGGAUUCCUUUCUUAUAGAGUGGUUGCUCCUGAGCUUUCUGUGAAAGUCUCGGGGCUGCAUGUAUGCAGGUACUUUGUGUCAGUUACAUUACCUGGAGUGAGGACUACUUGUAAUUAAAAAAUAUUAAAAAUAUUUAUAAAAGAUAAGCUAAACUACUUUAUCUGCAGAGCCUGACCCUGGCCUGGGUUGAUCUUAUUUUUUAAAAGUACAAGUCUAAUGACACUGUUUAUACAUAGAGGGAUAUGGUGAUUUUAAGCUGUACUGACUGGAGCCCAGGGAUGGAUUCCCUAGGGUAUUGCCCAUCAAAUCCAAAGUGCAGGAGUUUUAAAAAGUGCAUUUGUGUUUGAAUGGUAGUUUUCAGCAGUGCCAGAAGCAAAAAUGAUCUGUUUCUUCACUGCCUAUCCCAGGUAUCAGCUUGCACAACUGGAGUUUGUAUAGGCUGUUCUGCAGCAUGGCUGUUGCAGGGUGACAUUACAUUGAGGGCUGCAGAGGUGCUGAGAGGAAAUGGGGGCUAAUUAUUCAAAAUGAACUAAAUCUGUCUGUUGUCCAGAUGAAACAUAGUUUCUGASUAUGCUGUUAGGGUAGCUUUUAAGCUUUUCAUAAACUGCCUAAAACCUAGGACCUUUUUUAUCCCAGGUUGUGGAAAUUAUUCCCUUUUUUGCUGUUUUGGUUGGCCAUCUGCUCAAAUAAGCCAAUGGAAUAAAUAAACUAUUUUUUUUCUCCAAGAUUAAAGAGUGCAUCUUGGACUUUACUAAUGCAAGCGAGAAGCUUUCCAUGAAGGAGGAUAGCUUGGUGUUACCUCACUUUUGCACUAGCAUAUGCUGUAGGAGAGGCUCAGGCUUUUCCCAAACCCCCUGCUGCCUUCUGCAUUCAGACUCCCUCCAACUUCACCUGGGACUGGGAGGGGAGAACAGGUCCAAUGCUCUCAGUCCAGCUGUGAAGUGUGUGCAUCCCAGGGURAUGGUCUUGCCCAAUACACAGCUAAAAUGCAAGACUCCUGUGUAUUCCUCCUUUUGGCAGGCACCAAGAUCUCAGCUUGUUACUGAUGCCUGUUUCCUCUGCUGGAAUUAAUGCCUUUCCGCUGACAUUCAUGGAGCAGUGUGCCUGUACCUCAAAACUUUGGUGCCAAAAGGACAGUUGGUUGAAGCUGAGAGAAAGGACAAGGCUGGCACAUGCUCUGUUCUCCUGUUUUGUGGGAGAUCAGAGCUACAAGUGCAGUUCCUGCCCACAGCCCAAACAUAGUCAGCAUAGGUCUUUGCAGUCUCUCUCAUCUUCAUACUCAGUAUGAAGUGAGUGUCAGGCAUAGGAUCCAGUUGGUAUGCAUAUGUGGRUGGAAAUCCUACAAGGAGCAGUUCCCUCUCAUCAGGGUGGAAAUCCUGGCACAAGAAGAGCUCUCUCCCAGGUGUGCACCUGUCCCAGAAGUAUAAUUUGCACUGAGCACCAACACAGGCACUUCACUAACAGAUCAUCUUCCGGUGUUUCAUAACUGUACUUCCUAUUGUGAUCUCAUUGCUUAAACUUCAUCAGUUCAAAGUACUGUGUGUAUGGCUAGUCAGGCUAUUCUCUGAAAAGGGCAAAUUGCAUAGCAUGGGGUAGCUGCUUUGGUUAUUUUAGGGGUUUAGAAAAGUGGAAGUAUACAAAGAAAAACAAGUCUUGGAGAAGUAUGGCAGGAUUUGUAAUUCUAUUGCGAGUGUGUAUGAUCAUUCUGUCCCAAGGACCAUGUUCUGCUUUGUUCUUUUUUUUAACUGGGUUUGGUUUGAAGUUUGUUGGGUUUUUUUUUUAAGAAACUAGGCACUUGAGUCUAUUUGAGUGACUCCUACUUCAGUUCUGCUGAAGUAACAUUUAGUAGCUGAGCAUUUAGUGUCAGUAGUGCCAAAGGAAAACUCCUGUUCUGGAAAUUCUAGCCCUGAUCAUGAUCUAUUAAUUGAAGCAUAUUUUGGGCCAUGAUGAUGGGAAAAACCUAUUUUUGUGGACAGAGAUUCAGCCUUCAAACACACAGGCUAAUUUUUCUGCAGUUUCCCAAGUUAUUGAAGAGGCACCACUGAAAACUGUCCCUUCCUGCUGACUCUAAUCUCUAAAAGUACCUCAGUAUGAACUCCUAAAGCUUGGUAAUGUGACUGCCCUUUUCCUCCUUUUUUUUCUGCAUAGGAAGCUCUGCACAAUUCUCAGAUGAAUCUGGACAAUGAUGUAAAAUGCCUCAAGUCUCACAUGCUUCUGUGUAUUCUGGUUUCAGGAUGCUUUCAUGCAAAAAUAACUUCUCAUAGGAAGGGAGCCAUCUUUGUUGCUGUAUGAAAAUCCCCACCAAAAAACUGGAACCAAACUAGAUAAUGCUUCAAGGACACUAGCAAAUUGUGCCAGAGAUAACACAAUUUCUAGCCAGUUUCAGUGGUUUUAAAUGCUUAAAGCAAUACAAAUGUGAAGUUUUCAGAAUGUUUUUGUGGUUGGUCAUACAUCACUUUUGUUCCAAUCACUGUUAGAAAUUGAGGCAGAGAAAGGUGAUGAUGAUUUUCCAAAUGUCCAAAGAUGAGUGAUAGGAGAAAAAUUCCAUUUUUCUUGUCUUUGAUUUUGUUGCCCAGUUGGAUUAGAUAUCUGUUGAAAUUAGGAUCAUGGUUAGAAAUGCAUAAUUUCCCAUGCAAGUACACUAAUGAAUGGCUGCACAGCAGGGAGUCUCCAGGCUCUGAAAAGAGGUGAGUUUGCAAUCCUUUUUGUUCAAGAGGCCAUAUGUCCCUGCAAUGGACUGAGCUCAGUCUGCUGACUGCACCUCAGUAGCUUCUUGAACAGCUUGCUGUGUGCUGCUGAGACCCAGUCACACGCAUAUAUUCAGAUCAUUUUAGCUUCUCCACUGUUUCUUCAAGAUUUUCCUUCCUUGGUCUUUCCUGCCUACUAGAAUGGUUUGUUUGGGGUUGUCUCCUUUAACCCAAAUCGUACCAAACUUUGCUGUAGAGAUACUGUCCUUGCAGAGAWGACUUCCGUUGAGCAGGAACUGGCUUGCUGACAUUUUGUCAACCUGUGCUCAAGACCUUCAGUUUGCUUUAUUUUUACUGGGUAGAAGGUGAAGGCUGGCUCAGGCUGUUGAACUGGGCAGUUUUCCUUGUACGUGUUUGAUAUGAUUAGACAGUAGCAGUCUGUUCUGGGUGGGGAACAUGCUCUGGUUUAUCUCGCUUGAAAGAGAGAAAGGAACUUUCAGUGUAACAUGCCUUCUGACUGGCUGUUAUCGGCUUCUCAGUUAUACGGAAUCUUCUGAGCUACCAGGGAGUGUAGAAGGCAGUUCAUUUUACGGCUCAGCUCUUUUCAGUACACUUACAUGUUAAUUUGGGUAUCWUUAGGUAUUACAUUUCCAAUAUUCRUAACAGGUAACCAAACUAGUGAGUCAGAUAUGGGUUUGGUAAUAUCUAGCAUGUAAAUAUUGGGUAGCAACUCGUAGCAUCCAGUAACAGCUGGAUSUUACCUCAUGRGACAUUCCUGAGGAAUCAGAAGCUMCUUUYCAGUGGUGCCUGAGCACAGCAAAAAGUGUUGUGCGCAUCUUCUUCACUAAACAUCUUAUUCCUGUAAUUGCUCCGGCUUCCUCCCUUGUACUGUCAAGUUUUGUAGGGAGAAUUCCUAGUGCUCUCCUCUGGUGCUUUCUGGGAYUGCAGUAAAGAAGUGAGUCCAUUUGUUUGGUUCCCUCAUCAGUACUGCUGGUGUUAGUUUGAGGUGAGUAAAUUACCAAAGAGUAGUUGUUAGUAGGUUUAUGUUCCUAGUCUCAGUUGUUCAUUUUACACACAGAUCCAUUUUUAAGAUCAUUGCUGACCUUAGCCUGUUUACUGAGGUUACACAUAUUGUGGGUGACUCUUGUGACUCUCUUCAUGAGAGGAACUUAUGAAUUGYAUUAAGGGGUUUAUAUUUGCUGCCUCCAUUUUAGGGUUUUGUCAGCUUUUUAUAUAUAAAAGAUUAAGAUACAUGGGGAUCAUUCUCCUCCAGAAUUUCAUCCUAUUCCUUCACCUGAGCACUUGCUUUGUAUAUUGCUUGCAGCUGCRAAGUUAACAUUAAAUUGAUGAUCCAGCUACGUCCAGUGGUGCUUUGAUGUCUUAAUUUGUGCCACUCAGCUGAGAGGCAUUUACAGGCCUUGUGAACUGCUGUGCCUCACCUGGUGCAGGUGUGAAACAAAGCAGGCUUGCCUAGACYCUUCACCGAGGUCAGUUGUUUGCUUCGUUUGCAAGAAACCAAGGACAGGUGGGCUGUCAGUUACUGCAUGUGGGAAAGCAGCAGCAUCUUUCAGCAGCCAGGUGGUUUUAGUGGUCUGAUAACCCUUGUUUUCAAUAAACCUGAUUUUCCAAGGUGUCUGGUAUCUUCUUAAUUAGCUUCUUUUUCAAUUGCUGCUAUGACCGAAUUACUGGAAUGGGGUACAGCUUGUUCCUAAGGAAUGCUGUUGCAGAGCUGUGUGUGAUGCAGGUGGAGUUGAUCCUCUGGCUAGCCCAUGCUGAGCCAGGGACUUGUGAUCUAAUAGGCACAAMAUUUUUAGGUUAAAGACAAGUGAAAAUCCCUGUGUGUCCUGCUGGCCUCACCACAGUCUGAGCCCAUGGUGUGACCACAACUUAAAAUGCAUUUCUGAGUGUUGCAGUGUCCUCAGUAAGUUAUUUGAAAGUCUGAAGGAGACACCCAGGACAAGAGAGAGUGGAAAAGAGAACACAGCCAAAUCUUGUGUGAGGUGCUCUCCUUUUUCACUGUACGUGAGCACUUUGUGUGGUGAGGAUGAGCAAGGGACACCAGAGAAACAGUGAAAGCUGAACAGUGUUUGGUGUGGYUCUCGGGACUCCUGAAGAAUUUAAAAACUAGAGGGUGUAUGUGAAAGCUUAACAAGAAACAUCUUUGAGAGAUCAAGUAUAUAUCCAUGACUUUCUUGUUUUCUCUAUAUUAAUUUUCAAGGAUAAAAUUAGGAAGUAUCGUUUUGCUUGUGAUGCUGAGUUUCUUCAUGAAAACCACAUGGAACUUGGCUAAUUAAAAGAAACCUCUUGCAGAAAGGAAUCUUCCAAUUUCCUAACAGUCUUUGCCACUAGUAUCCUUCUGAGAGCAGUAUGGUCUAAGAAAGUGCACAGAGUUUUAAAAUGGAGUGCCAGKGCUGGCAGAGUUGAGAAAAUGUGGGCUGUCUGACUGUUUCAAUACCCAGAAAACCACCAACACUUGAUUGUAUAUGAAUUGUGGUCAUUGUACUGAAACUGAGAGSGUGUAUAAAACCUCUUGCAACAUAAUGCAAUGUCUUUAGUCCUAGAUUGUUUUGAAUUYAUAAUCUUGCCUUUAGGACAAAAAGUUUAGGAGUCAAUACAUUGUUUUCUUAGGAACUGCUUUUCUAGACUCCCUUACUAAAAGGGAAAUUUCAGGUGCUCAACCUUACAAUCUCAUUAAAYUUGUAAUUUGUAUUGGCCCAUUCACUUGGUCUCUUCAUUUCCAAGGCCUCCCACAGUCUCAGGGUAUAAAUCACUAUGACUCAUCCAAAUAGUACCGAAACGGACCAACCAGAGGUUAAUGUGCCUUCCUCUUCUGGUACCUUGAUCUUUGUAAAGUUAUCUCAAACUCAUCACUUUCUUAGGGCUGGGUAUAGGCAUUGUCUUUUUCUAAGAUGUAUGUGUUGAAAUUGCAACAGGAUUGUACUGUUAUUUGUGACUUGCUCCAUUUGUGUUAGGAUGUGGUGUAGACACAAAUCAAUGCACUGGUUGGUCUUGGUAUCAGUCUURUCAGUUGACACCUCUCAGUGCUGCUUGUAUGUUCAUGUGUACAUAAAUGCUGGAUAUUCCCCACUGCCUGUGAUGCAUAAAAUGCCCAAAAUACACAGGGUGUUUUAAAAUGUGCAGUGAUCACAACUUAUUGCCUGAAGGUAGAAUGUCCUACAGUGAACUGGUUUUAGUGGAUUUUUUUCCCAAGUAUUUUUAAUAAGAUUCAAAGCCUUGAGGGACAAAAUAAUCAGGACUUGCUGAUACUUGAUGGAUUUUGUUCUGAAUCCAGGGUCUGAUGUUUGUUAACAACUCCUCCAAAUCCAUCCAGCUAAUAGAGGCUUUCUCAUUGUUUCUGUCAUGGGCUGUAUCAGAAACAGAGAACCCUGAACUACUACAGAAGCUGUCAAGCAGAGUAGUAACAGYUCUCUUCAAAUAUUACAGUGCACAUUUUUUAACUGUAAGAUAAAACUGUUCAAAGUUAUUGAUGCAGCUUGCAAAUAGAACAGUGGGAAAUGGUGGAUAGUAUGUGAAACCAUCCUGUCUGCACAUGGGGAUCAGUAUUCUGUUACCUUGCAAAUUGUUUCUCUGAAAAGUUUUGUUGGGAUUUUUUUUCAAUACAAAGACAUUAUACAUUUGGCUUAGUUUCUAAGGAUAUUUUUGUUUACAAACCUCAAAUUGACAUCUGGAAAUUGGACUGUUUYUGUCUGUUACGUAGACUACGACUGAUUCCUGUUGUCUCAUAAGAGCAUGGAAAUAGGAACAUAUCUUCACUUGCAGUGGCCUUCCAUGGGCAUGCUGGUGCAUAAUUAACUGAAUCACAGUACUACACUCUGUUGAUCCAUGAGGCUACCUUUGUAUUUAAAAUCAACAUGAUCAGUCAUCAGUAUAUUGACAUCAACACAUGGUCAUGCAGCUCUAAGGUCUGUGUGUUCUGUUCUAACUGUAUGUGUUCUGUCUGUACUGUGGUGCAGACUUACUCUGGAGAACUUCAGUAAGGUGCUGUUUUACUUUUCAGUGCAGAACAAAUGGAUUUAACUUAGUUUUCUAUCUUUAGCAUCUUCCUCUUCUCCCAUUUUUCCCUAGUUCACUUUUAACAAUCAGUUCAAAGCUGUCCGCCUAUUCUGAAAAGCAUCAAGUCAUAAUAAAAAGAAGACCUGUAGCCCAAUGUGGCAAGAUCACUGCUUUUACCAUAAACUUCUGUGACUGGAUGCCUGUUUUGCAAGUGGAGACUAAACCCCUGCACAGUUUACAGAAGAAAUUCUCUUGCCUCCAUGUUGUUCAGUGAAUAUCAGCAGAUCAGGAAGUGGAAGUGCCCUGCACCUGCACCCAGUGUGUUUGUCUAACUGAUCUGUAGUGGUUUAGCCAGAGAACUGACAUCUCUGGCUGCUAUUUAAGUCUUGACUAAAGGUUUCAUUCAGGGCAGUGCCAGGAGAGUGAGUUGCUGACUUGAUCCCAUGUAAAGGCUUCCUCAACAGAUUUUUUUUUGGGUGGAAUUAUACAAGAGUAAGGAUACAAGCAAAGCAAUAAUCCUCUGCUCCAAAGAGAAAAAUUAUUCUAAUCUGUUUUGGCUAGGAAGCAUGACAAAGGCUAGCUAUGCCAGAGGUGAGCUGGCAAUGGAGUGUUUGAAGGGUAGGCCUUGAGGGUUUGUGCCAUCAUGCCUUAGAUCACUGCAAACUAAUUGCUCUCAAAGCUUUCGAAACUGGUGGUCAUCCCUCUUCAGAUGAGAUGUGAAGAUGGCAUGGGGAAAAAACAGUGGUCACUCAGUCUUCCUCUCARCAUUCAAGGUUACCAGUGCACUUGUGUCUUUGUUUUCAUGAGUGGCUAUGAUUAAUGUGCUUCACAGCUGCCACCAGCCCCUUCCACAUACUUUGUGCAGGGAUGAUGGAGUGAAAGAGCCUUCUCUGCAUUAUCCUCCACUUGGCUGGUUGUUAUCAGUGCAGGGGCUAACAGGCCAGCUGUGAUUUACAGCUUCAGCUGCUUGCUGUGGGCUUCUUCCACACUGCAGGUGUGAUGUGGGGCUGUUAUGAAAAGAACUGGGUAAGUAACUUCUGGUGGGUUUUGCCACUCUUGUUCAAAAUGCUGUCUCCAGUCUCAGUCUCUUGUCCCAGCCUCACUCACAUCUUGCCACCCUCUGACAUGCAGGACUUGAGYAAGUCCCCUGUUCUCUCAUGGUGUACUCGUUCAGGUACCAAGUUCUGCAAAGCCUGGGGGCACCUGUUAGAGCCCUACUACACUUUGAAAUUUUCACACUUGCCUAGGCAGUGGUUUGCUAAACUAGGACCUUGCUCACAGUGUCCUUAUUCAUUUUACUCAGCUCUAGGUAUCUCCCCAGACUCUYAUAUCCCUUUCAGUCUAAAAGGGUUUGCUCCAAAGCCCAUGGAGUCAAUUCCUGUACUGCUGGUUUUUGCAAUUCAGUGGCUUUUCUUUUUCUUGUUUUUAUUCUGGGGUUCACUGCAAAUGUACAAAACCAUACUGACUUUCUUAACUCCUGAACAUAGUACAAUGGUCCAUCCUGUGGCAUCAGAAUUAUAUGUCUACUCUCAAAGUGCACUGAAGCAAGUAUCUCUUAGACAAACAAGGGGRAAAACAGCUGCAUAUACAUGGGUGAAAAGGUAUGAGUAGGAUAGGUGAGGAAGCAGCUUAUGAAUUUUAAGCAUAAAAACAGUAAUUGAGGUCUUUUGGGUUCUCUUUUAAAAACUGCUUUAACAGGAGAUUAGGUGGUGUUUUAACCAAUAGAAAUUUGCAGUGUAAACUGAGGUUUCUGUUCAUCAAUGCAAAAUGUGCCUCUCAACUCUAAUGCAAAGUCAGCCUCGGUUGCUCUCGUUUGCAAUGGAAGAUUAUCUGAAGACUAAUUUAAUGUGUUUCUUGCUUUUAAAUGUAAUCACCCACAAAACAGUCCUUGCUGGUCUUUCCCAAGCACUGUUCAGUACUAUCCCUAUUUAAAAACAGAACAGGGACUGCAUUGCACAGUGGAACCUAAUGAAUUCCUUGGUUUGAGAGAGACCCUGGAGAUGAGUGCAGGUUCCAUGUGUUUUAAAUACAACUUUAAACCAAUUCAGCUAUUGUCUCAGACCAGCACAACUUCCUACCUUUCCCUCUAUUUACAAAGGAGUUAAAAAGUAAACCAAGCAAUACAUGAGCCAGUUGAUGUGCUUGCAGGUGAAACAUGUCUUUUUUUUAAAUCUGAAGAUUGAGAUUUCUCUUGUGGAAGAACUCAUUUUGAGUGCAAGAGUGUGGAGCUCAGAUUACAGCUCUUCUGCCAGCAUGUUCAAUGCAAUUAAGUAUUCCAGACUCUUUUGAAGACCAUAUAAAAGCUGUGAAAAUAUAGACUGGAACUGAUAAUUUUAGGUAUGUGUGUGUUGCUUGACUACAUGGACAGUGUAACAAUGAUUUUUACAGAUUGGUUUUCCACGUAUUAGACAUAAAUAAUUUGCUGUUUGGAGGAAAACUUUUAGUAGAUACGUUUCCAGAUCAAAUUAUGAGCCUAGUUUUUUCCCUGUUGCAUUAACCGGAUUACUGUGUUCACAUGCCAGAAAGAUUUGCUCUUUGAAGAAGCAUGUUAGUGUAUGUGGCAAUGCCCCAUGCACUUUUUAAAUACCUAAAUCUGUACAUUCUCAUCUGAGUAUUGUUAACCAUGCUGUAGUCUGACAAAUUAAUCUUUUACUACUGCCCUGUUACAUAGAUAAUUGUAAUUAACUGCAGUUYGUUUUUUCCACUACUUGAAGUCGUGUGAUCUGAAAAUUGGUGAACGAAAAGUAUUUGUGCAUCUUACUAUGGGUAUCUCUAAAUAAAAUGUAUUUGUAUAGUG